AUGACGCUAGACCUGACGCACCAAGUCCUCGCCUCUCGCGAUGUCCAAACCCGCAUUUUGCACGGCGAUGGUGACCCCUCAACAGCUCCGACCGUCCUUCGCCAAAUGCUAUACGAACUACUCCUCUUCUUUGCGUCAACUUACGAAGCCGAAUUUGGUCUCACAACAGGUCCUCCGCUCCAUGAUCCUCUUGCAGUAGCCGCUGUUAUUUCAACCCUUAACCCGGACUUCGCUAGGAGAUAUCCCGAGCAGGCUUUAAAGUUUGAUGACCGCAACGGCGAGCGGUUUGCAGUCACCGUCGUUACAGAUGGACUUCAUGGAACAGAUGUCGCUAUGGUAGGACAGCUCGGCCGUUCAGUAGUGUCCAGUCACGCUACUGGGGUCACCAUUCCCCGCGGAGUUGAUAUUGAUGCGUUCUGGAAUAUUAUUGUGGACUGUAUCAGGCGGGCAGAUGAGUUGAAUAGUGCGCGGACAGCAGCUUAAGCCCGCAUGCGCUGUAACUUCAGGUUACGGAGAAUAUUCACAGCACAUAUAGUUGAUAGAGAGUAUAUACACUACAGAUGGCACAAG
Molecule: messenger RNA, 570 nt
Organism: Aspergillus nidulans FGSC A4
Lineage: Eukaryota; Fungi; Ascomycota; Eurotiomycetes; Eurotiales; Aspergillaceae
Product: trifunctional uridine nucleosidase/nicotinamide riboside hydrolase/nicotinic acid riboside hydrolase
Exons: 1
Coding region: 1-483 (160 amino acids)
Molecular function (GO): hydrolase activity, hydrolyzing N-glycosyl compounds
Source: RefSeq, a predicted model, not a curated record